Messenger RNA from Lineus longissimus, 2674 nucleotides. Its product is annotated as succinate--CoA ligase [ADP-forming] subunit beta, mitochondrial-like. Lineage: Eukaryota; Metazoa; Nemertea; Pilidiophora; Heteronemertea; Lineidae. The transcript has 11 exons. Gene Ontology annotation, biological process: tricarboxylic acid cycle; succinyl-CoA metabolic process. Gene Ontology annotation, cellular component: succinate-CoA ligase complex; mitochondrion. Gene Ontology annotation, molecular function: ATP binding; succinate-CoA ligase (ADP-forming) activity; metal ion binding. The record is from RefSeq and is a predicted model, not a curated record. Bases 21 to 1385 code for a protein of 454 amino acids.
GACGCACUCUCAUUUCUAAAAUGGCGUCCCUCGCUGCGCUCUGCCGAGGUGCUAAAGUUUUGGAAAAUACCUUCAGAUAUGCUCCCCGGAUUUUAGCGGCAGGUCCAUGCAUCAAUCAAACGGGGCAGCGGCGACAUCUAUCGAUCCAUGAACACAUAGCCUGGGAGUUUCUGAAGGAUAGAGGUGUCAGUAUACCAAAACAUGAUGUGGCUGAAACUGCUGAUGACGUCUACAAAAUUGCAAAACAAAUUUCGGAGGAAACUGGUAGUGCUGAUGUGGUAGUCAAGGCACAAGUAUUGGCUGGUGGACGUGGGAAAGGAACGUUCGAUAGUGGUCUGAAAGGAGGCGUUAAAUUGGCCUACUCACCUGAUGAGGCACGAGAUUUAGCAGACCAGAUGUUGGGUCAUCGCCUAGUUACCAAACAAACCGGUGAAGCGGGAAUUUUAUGUAACAAGGUGAUGGUUGUGGAGAGGUUGUACUCCAGGAGAGAGUAUUACUUUGCUAUUACGUUGGAUCGAGCAUUCGCUGGUCCGGUCAUGAUCGGUAGUGCCCAGGGCGGCAUGAGCAUAGAAGAUGUGGCCAAGGAGAAUCCAGACGCGAUUAUCAAACAACCUGUUGAUAUCCAUGAAGGCAUCCAAGAGGAGCAGGCACUCAGCCUCGCAAAGGAGCUUGGAUUCAGGGGACCCAUGUUGAAAAAGGCAGCUGAUAACAUGAUGAAGUUGUACAAUCUGUUCAUGGACAAGGAUGGUACUCUCCUUGAAAUCAACCCAAUGACCGAGGGCACUGACGGUGAAGUCUAUUGCAUGGAUUGCAAGAUGAACUUUGACGACAAUGCAGAGUAUCGCCAGGCGGAGGUCUUUGAUCGCAAGGACUGGUCGCAGAUCGAUGAGAAAGAAGUGCGCGCUCAGAAAGCCAAUCUCAACUAUAUCUCUCUUGAUGGAAAUAUAGGCUGCCUAGUUAAUGGUGCUGGUCUCGCGAUGUCAACCAUGGAUAUCAUCAAACUGCAUGGUGGCACACCGGCCAACUUCUUGGAUAUCGGUGGUGGUGCCACGGCAGGCCAGGUGACAGAAGCCUUCAGACUCAUCACAGCAGAUCCCAAGGUGAAUGCCAUCUUGGUUAACAUAUUUGGUGGCAUCAUGAGAUGUGAUGUGAUUGCCCAGGGAGUCAUAGCAGCUGCAAAUGAGCUUAGUCUCAAAAUCCCCAUUGUAGUGCGAUUACAAGGUACCAGAGUAGAAGAUGCUAAGGCUCUGAUUGCUUCAAGCCAGCUGCGUAUAUUAGCUUGUGAUAAUCUCGAUGAAGCUGCUAAAAUGGUCGUACGACUCAGUGAUAUUGUAGUCCUCGCCAAAGAAGCUGCCGUCGACAUCAAAUUCAGUUUGCCUAUCUAAAUAUCGGGUUGUUUCUUGGCCGAGAUUGAGGCUUUGCCGUGUUAGAUAUUCUGAUGUAUGAGGUAACACUAAUGAAAUCAAAUCACUUUACUUUGAGGGAUAAGCAGAGAGACCGUAGUUGCUUGAGAUAUCUGGCACUUGAGAUCUGUUCGUGUCUGUCACUAAGCUAUAGGUCACAGAUCCAGUGUGUUUACCUUUGUGCGUUCUUCUGAAAUCUUGAAUGGCGAGAAAAAGUAGUCAGUAUCUUGCUUCAGAUGGCUUGUCCUUGGUCAAGGCUUUGACCGAUUCUGACAAAGUAUUAGUCUUAGAUACUUUGUUAUUUCAGAUGAAAUAUAACAUUUUGUUCAAAUGUUGCAUUUUCUGGACAAGAAUCACCAAAAAAUCAGAGUGUUAUUCUUUGGUGAAAUUGAGUAGUUCUCUCUUGAUAUUGAGUUUGUUUUCCUUUAGUAUUUUGUCAUAGAGAAACGACUAAACCACCAAUCAGCUUAAUUCACAUGUUGUUAAAUGGCAUCUAGUUUUUAGUGAAUUCAUAUUGAAUGAUUUAGGCAAACUGGGAUUGUAUAUGAAGAUGCUGAGACUGACAUGUCUAAUAAAUAUGUAUAUUUUUACCAAUCUUUUUUGAACAGCUGAUUUUGAUUUCUCCUUUGCCUUAAUGUGCUCAAAAGUUGAGACUGGUUCUCAGUUAACAUGCCCUUUAGAUUGCUGCUGCAGCAAAAAGCGUGGACCAACUGUCAGUUUGGGAAAUGUAAAACUUGUAAAAACUGAAGUAUCAUCCCUCUACCAUGUCUACUGCACAGGUCUGGACAUGAGGCUUGUCCAACCCUGUCCUGGUAAACACUGCAACCAGGAAAAUAUUUGCAGUUGCUUGCACUUUUGCCUUUGCUCAGUUUCCCUUGCCCACCAACGAAUGGGUCCAUUCUCGUCGUUACGAUAGGGAAAGUGGGCUUAUUAUGAGCUUGUUUGCAGCUACAUCUCAGUGCUUAUGUAUAUUUUUCGCUUCUUGUGACAAUCCAAUGGAAUUGUCCGAUUUAUAUCCACGCGCUGUUGGCUGUAAUAUUCAAUGAUGGAAGGCAGUUUGAGAGAUCUAAAUGAUGAAAUGAACUGACUUGUUAUUCAGGUUGAUCAGAGCUGCCCUCGUCUGCAGAAACUGAUCGUCUGUUUAAAAUGUUUGUGUGGUUGUUCCAUAGAGCCUAGCAGUCUGUACAAAGUAUCAGCAUUGUUCAUGAGAAAUGUAACACAUAUUUAUGUUAUAAUGAAAAGGUUUAAUAAAAAUAAGAUGAACAUUUUAA